This is a messenger RNA of Ornithodoros turicata, 1085 nucleotides long. RefSeq names its product dolichol-phosphate mannosyltransferase subunit 1-like (gene Dpm1). NCBI's taxonomy places the organism in Eukaryota, Metazoa, Arthropoda, Arachnida, Ixodida, Argasidae. The coding region runs from base 334 to 1053 and encodes 239 amino acids. The transcript has a single exon. Gene Ontology annotation, molecular function: dolichyl-phosphate beta-D-mannosyltransferase activity. The record is from RefSeq and is a predicted model, not a curated record. Gene Ontology annotation, biological process: dolichol-linked oligosaccharide biosynthetic process; GPI anchor biosynthetic process; protein O-linked glycosylation via mannose. Gene Ontology annotation, cellular component: endoplasmic reticulum membrane.
UAUCGAAAGGGAUCAGGCGCAAGCAUUCUUAAACCACUAGAACGACCAAAUUGCCCAAACGGGCGCGCAGUCUCCUUAAUAACCUAGUUAUCUAGACGUAGACCUUGAUGUCGUCAGUGGUAUCAUCGCGUACCUGCUUUGCUUCGAACGGGAAAACGGGAUCAUGCAAAUCUGACUUGCUGUGUAUGUGUACAAAAUUUCCGUGUCUCUUCCUAGGUGUCAGCACCAGUCACACACCACAAGGCGACGUGGCUGACGAAAAACAACUACUCUGCUGGAUUGUGAGUGCAGAUUGUGUUGUUCCUGACGUUUGCAUGUGGCUUCUCCCCAAAUAUGUCGAAAGACAAGUACAGCAUAUUGCUCCCAACCUACAACGAGAAAGAAAAUCUCCCGAUCAUGAUCUGGCUGAUUGACAAAUACAUGACGGCCGGUGGGUACGACUUUGAAAUAAUCAUAAUAGACGACGGAAGUCCCGACAAUACUCUUGAGGCUGCUGAGGAGCUGCAAAAGAUUUACGGCAGUCACAAAAUUCUUCUCAGGCCGAGAGCAAAGAAACUGGGACUAGGGACAGCUUACAUUCACGGCAUGAAGAGCGCCAAUGGGAACUUUGUCGUCAUUCUCGAUGCUGAUUUGUCGCACCAUCCGAAGUUUAUUCCGCAAUUCAUCGAGAAGCAGAAACAGCAGGAUUAUGACAUCGUUUCCGGAACCCGUUAUAUAGGAGAUGGCGGUGUUUACGGCUGGGAUUUCAAGAGAAAGUUAAUCAGCCGAGGUGCAAACUUCCUAACGCAGCUUUUACUACGACCAGGAGCUUCGGACCUGACGGGCAGCUUCAGGUUGUACAAGAAAGACGUUUUAGCGAAGCUAGUCGAUGCUUGCACGUCCAAAGGGUACGUUUUCCAGAUGGAAAUGAUAGUGCGCGCUCGUUAUUUCGGCUACACCGUCGGUGAAGUGCCCAUCACUUUUGUGGACAGGUUCUACGGAGAGUCCAAGAUGGGAGGAAACGAAAUAGUGCAGUUUGUGAAAGGACUUUUAUAUUUGUUUGCGACUACCUGAUACUUUUCCAAUAAAACGAGCAUUUAAAGGAU